Molecule: messenger RNA, 336 nt
Organism: Colletotrichum orchidophilum
Lineage: Eukaryota; Fungi; Ascomycota; Sordariomycetes; Glomerellales; Glomerellaceae
Exons: 2
Source: RefSeq, a predicted model, not a curated record
GUCAUUAUCCUACAGGACCGGAAACCCAAAUUGCGCGGCUUUGGGCAUCCACGAUGCUUAUUCCAAGACACCGACGAACAUCAGCAUCCGCCAGCAGCCAGCAGCCACGAUCCCGUUCUUGAUUCUGUCACAUCUCGGGAUACCGCUUUCCGCGAAAAAGGUAUGGAGUACUGUGUAUCGGUACGGCAGGCCCCCAAAACUCAGUUCUCCAGUGACUCCCCACCCACACAGGACCCUCUCGGCCCCGUUCCUACAUUAGAACAACCGCCGGACCCAAGUUCUAUUCAACGCGACGUUGUACAGGAUGUACGGAUUACUUGUUGCACACUACAUUAG